CCGACUGCGGAGGAUUGUGCGGGGGAGAGAGAUAGUUUACGGGCAUGUCCGUCAUGCGUGUUUGUGUCUUCUGUUUAAGUUUUAUAUUAAACUAUUAUUUAUAUUGAAAAGCCGGUUCUCGCCUCCUCCUUUCCAUUGACUCUUUACAAAUACCAUUUGGUUUUUCACGCUCACCAUGGAAUUCACCCACUCUGUAGGCUUUUCCACUUUCUCUAUGACUCCCAAUGAUGUAAUUCUUUCUAGCUCUUAUUCAGUUUGUCAUGAAGUGGUGCUGGAACCCACCUGGGAGUGUGGACUACUGGCUGUGUGUCUUCCUUCAUCUGUAUCUUGUAGGUGAACACCAAACCCUUUAAAGAUGCCAUGGAACUGCUUAAGUAUAUCAUCUACACUGCUCUAUGCCUUGGGUGGUAUUAAUUAUAUAAACCCUUUUAACAAGACCUAGGUUUUCACAAGCCUUUUAACCCACCACUGAGUAAUGGCCACCAGGAACUACUUCAAGUAGAAGGCAAAGUUCUCUGUUUUUAAUUUUUACUUUGUGAUGACAUUUAUUUUUUAUUUUAUUGUUCUGCCCGUUGUAUGCUUUGAGCUGGACAGCUCUCUGAUUAAUAUGUGGCUUUAUUUUCAUUGUUCAAGCUCACAGAUCAAAUUGGCUUGAGUGAGAUUAUUGCUGCAUUCAUUUGUAGAGCUGACAUCUACUUCUGUGCAACACUAUUUACAUUAAACCAUUCAGUCUUACCUUGAUUGAACUCCUUUUGAUAUUUGUGCUCUCACUGAAUGUCUUUGCAUGCUGAAGAGCCUACUCACUGGAAUGGCAUAUCCUUACCUCUUUAGAUAAGGUAAGGUCGGUUUCUCGCAGUAACCUCUCUUUCUAUGUCAUAGAUACCAAAAACGCAACAGUGAGUUGCAAUUCUAUCUUCUGUGCUUCUGACUGCCUGUCAAGUCCAACUGCUCUCAGAUACAUCGUGAAUCACUGUUUAAAUGUUCGCCACUCACAGUCAAUAUUACUAGUCCUAUUCACACUGUCAGGCGGUUUUACACUUUAUGAUGGCAAUUAGCGAUCAUUACCAUCGCACAUAAUGAUAGCACAUAAUUUUUCUUGGAAUUAUAAAGAAAACAGUUUUAAUUCAAUUGUUUUUUUAUUCCAACUUAGGUCUCCACAUGACAACUGACAACCAUUCUUCUGCGUCUGUCUAGAGUACCUCCAGCUUAUUGCAAUCACAAACCACACCUUCAUUGAAACCCCUCCCACAGCAGUUCACCAGUUACACACCUGUUCAAAUGCUGGCACUAUUCCGGCAGAGCUCUGAAGAGGAGAGCGAGCACAUGAGUGAUCCAGAACCAUGUGGAAUGACAAAUGAAGAUAUUGAGGAACAAAAGGAGUUGAUGGAAGUGAAAGAGGAAAGUCAAGGAUUGAAUGAAGUGGAGGAGAAAGAUCAGGAUCAGAAGCCUCAUACUAGUUCACAGACUGAAAAGAAUCAAUUGCGAAAAAGAACUGGAGCAAAAAAAACAUUUUCCUGCCAUGAGUGUGGAAAGAGUUUUACAAAUAAAUCACAUUUUAAUAAUCAUGUGAGAAUUCACUCUGGAGAGAAGCCUUUCACAUGCACUCAGUGUGGAAUGAGUUUCACCGAUAAAGGAAACCUUAACUGCCACAUGAGAAUUCACACAGGAGAGAGGCCUUUCACAUGCACUCAGUGUGGAAAGAGUUUCAGACAUUCAAGCAAUCUCACAAUUCAUCUGCGCUCUCACUCUGGAUUUAAGCCCUUUAACUGUGAUAAGUGUGGCAAAAAUUUUACAUUGGCAACAAAUCUAAAGAUGCACCUGAAAUCUCACGCAAACGAAAAGCCUUACCUGUGUUCUAUUUGUGGAAAGUGUUUUUCACAGUUGAACAAUUUAAAAGAUCACCAGGUAUCACAUACUGGUGUGAAAGCUCAUGUUUGCUCAGAGUGUGGGAAAGCCUUUACCAGAGUCGGUGAAUUAAAAAGGCACCAAAGAACCCAUGAUGGAGAAAAACCUUACAAUUGUUCACACUGUGGAAAGAGUUUUGCUCAGUCAGGGCAACUGAAAUCACAUGAAAGAAUCCAUACUGGAGAAAAACCUUACAAGUGUUCAUAUUGUGAAAAGAGUUUUGCUCGCUCAGGAAUCCUGAAAGCACAUGAGCGAGUGCAUACUGGAGAGAAACCAUUCCACUGCACUUCAUGUGGGAAGAGUUUUGCCCAAUCCAUUAAUCUACAAACUCAUGUUAAAAAGCAUUGUAAAAUGAUAACACAGUGCAACACACUCUCAUAAUGAUUUGUCCCUAUAGCAACUUUUUGUCUGCACCACAAAUACCUCCCUCUGAUGCUGGACUCAAUUCUUUUUCAAUUUCAAUACUAUUUCAAUUGAAAAUGUUGUAAUAAUUUACAUUGCAAUAUUAUUAUAUUAUGAUUAUUGCACCAUAAAUAUAAUCCAUGGUAUUCAUGCACUGUAUUCUGGAUCUUCUGAUGCUUUAUGAUGGUUUUGUGUGAGGAACAGUUGUCAAAUGUCAUUGGCUCUCGCAUGUCUUGUGACUGAUUGUGACAGUCCACUGUUUGGAUGUAUCUUUUCGAAUGAGAUGUGACUGCUUUCAGAGAGAGGAAGAUUUUCAGCAAUUAAAUCACUGACACAAAGCUACCAUAUACAGUGAGGGAAAAAAGUAUAUUUGCCCACUGACAAAGA
Molecule: messenger RNA, 2694 nt
Organism: Xyrauchen texanus (razorback sucker)
Lineage: Eukaryota; Metazoa; Chordata; Actinopteri; Cypriniformes; Catostomidae
Product: oocyte zinc finger protein XlCOF26-like
Exons: 3
Coding region: 1279-2286 (335 amino acids)
Biological process (GO): negative regulation of transcription by RNA polymerase II; regulation of immune system process; regulation of cytokine production
Source: RefSeq, a predicted model, not a curated record